Closterium sp. Naga37s-1 is the source of this 3405-nucleotide messenger RNA. NCBI's taxonomy places the organism in Eukaryota, Viridiplantae, Streptophyta, Zygnematophyceae, Desmidiales, Closteriaceae. The record is from the annotation of a GenBank genome assembly.
AUGGACCGGUUGGACCAGCCGGCCAGUUGGUCCUGUGGACCGGUUGGACCAGCCGGCCAGCUGGUCCUAUGGACCGGUUGGACCAACCGGCCAGUUGGUCCUAUGGACCGGUUGGACCAACCGGCCAGUUGGUCCUCUGGACCAGUUGGACUAACCAGCCAAUUGGUCCUGUGGACCGGUUGGACUAUCCGGCCAGUUGGUCCUGUGGACCGGUUGGACCAGCCGGCCAGUUGGUCCUGUGGACCGGUUGGACCAACCGGCCAGUUGGUCCUAUGGACCGGUUGGACCAACCGGCCUGUUGGUCCUGUGGACCGGUUGGACCAACUGGCCUGUUGGUCCUGUGGACUGGUUGGACCAACCGGCCUGUUGGUCCUGUGGACCGGUUGGACCAACCGGCCUGUUGGUCCUGUGGACUGGUUGGAACAACCGGCUAGUUGGUCCUGUGGACCGGUUGGACCAACCGGCCAGUUGGUCCUGUGGACCGUUGGUCCUGUGGACCGGUUGGACCAACCGACCAGUUGGUCCUGUGGACCAAUUGGACCAACCGGCCAGUUGGUCCUGUGGACCGGUUGGACCAACCGGCCUGUUGGUCCUGUGGACAGGUUGGACCAACCGGCCUGUUGGUCCUGUGGACCGGUUGGACCAACCGGCCUGUUGGUCCUGUGGACCGGUUGGAACAACCGGCUAGUUGGUCCUGUGGACCGGUUGGACCAACCGGCUAGUUGGUCCUGUGGACCGGUUGGACCAACCGGCGAGUUGGUCCUCUGGACCGGUUGGACUAACCGGCCAGUUGGUCCUGUGGACCGGUUGGACCAACCGGCCACUUGGUCCUCUGGACCGGUUGGACUAACCGGCCAGUUGGUCCUGUGGACCGGUUGGACCAGCCGGCCAGUUGGUCCUGUGGACCGGUUGGACCAGCCGGCCAGUUGGUCCUGUGGACCGGUUGGACCAGCCGACCAGUUGGUCCUGUGGACCGGUUGGACCAACCGGCCAGUUGGUCCUGUGGACCGGUUGGACCAACCGGCCAGUUGGUCCUGUGGACCGGUUGGACCAACCGGCCUGUUGGUCCUGUGGACCGGUUGGACCAACCGGCCUGUUGGUCCUGUGGACCGCCGGCCAGUUGGUCCUGUGGACCGGUUGGACCAGCCGGCCUGUUGGUCCAAUGGACCGGUUGGACCAACCGGCCAGUUGGUCCCGUGGACCGGUUUGACAAGCCGGCUAGUUGGUCCUGUGGACCGGUUGGACCAGCGGGCCAGUUGGUCCUGUGGACCGGUUGGACCAACGAGCCUGUUGGUCCUGUGGAACGGUUGGACCAACCGGCCUGUUGGUUCUAUGAACCGGUUGGACCAACUGGCCAUUGGGUCCCGUGGACCGGUUGGACCAACCGGCCGUUGGGUCCUGUGGACUGAUUGGACCAACCGGCCUGUUGGUCCUCUGGACUGGUUGGACCAACCUGCCUGUUGGUCCUGUAGACUAGUUGGACCAACCGGCCUGUUGGCCCUGUGGACCGGCUGGACCAACUGGCCAUUUGGCCCUGUGGACCGGUUGGACCAACCGGCCUGUUGGUUCCUAUGGACCGAUUGGACCAACCGGCCAGUUGGUCCCGUGGACCGGUUUGACCAACCGGCCUGUUGGUCUGGCGGACCGGUUGCCAGUUGGUCCUGUGGACCGGUUGGACCAACCGGCCAGUUGGUCCUGUGGACCGGUUGGACCAACGGGCCAGUUGGUCCUGUGGACCGGUUGGACCAACCCGCCUGUUGGUCCUUUGGACCCGUUGGACCAACCGGCCAGUUGGUCCUCUGUACCGGUCGGACCAAACGGCCUGUUGGUCCUGUGGACCGGUUGGACCAACCGGCUAGUUUGUCCUGUGGACCGGUUGGACCAACCGGCCAGUUGGUCCUGUGGACCGGUUGGACCAACCGGCCUGUUGGUCCUGUGGACCAGUUGGAACAACCGGCUAGCUGGUCCUGUGGACCGGUUGGACCAACCGGCCAGUUGGUCCUGUGGACCGGUUGGACCAACCGGCCAGUUGGUCCUGUGGACCGGUUGGACCAACCGGCCUAUUGGUCCUGUGGACUGGUUGGACCAACCGGCCAGUUGGUCCUCUGGACCGGUUGGACCAACCGGCCAGUUGGUCCUGUGGACCGGUUGGACCAACCGGCCAGUUGGUCCUGUGGACCGGUUGGACCAACCGGCCAGUUGGUCCUGUGGACCGGUUGGACCAGCCGGCCAGUUGGUCCUGUGGACCGAUUGGACCAGCCGGCCAGUUGGUCCAAUGGACCGGUUGGACCAGCCGGCCAGUUGGUCCUGUGGACCGGUUUGACCAACCGGCCUGUUGGUCUGGCGGACCGGUUGCCAGUUGGUCCUGUGGACCGGUUGGACCAACCGGCCAGUUGGUCCUGUGGACCGGUUGGACCAAAGGGCCAGUUGGUCCUGUGGACCGGUUGGACCAACCCGCCUGUUGGUCCUUUGGACCCGUUGGACCAACCGGCCAGUUGGUCCUCUGUACCGGUCGGACCAAACGGCCUGUUGGUCCUGUGGACCAGUUGGAACAACCGGCUAGCUGGUCCUGUGGACCGGUUGGACCAACCGGCCAGUUGGUCCUGUGGACCGGUUGGACCAACCGGCCAGUUGGUCCUGUGGACCGGUUGGACCAACCGGCCUAUUGGUCCUGUGGACUGGUUGGACCAACCGGCCAGUUGGUCCUCUGGACCGGUUGGACCAACCGGCCAGUUGGUCCUGUGGACCGGUUGGACCAACCGGCCAGUUGGUCCUGUGGACCGGUUGGACCAACCGGCCAGUUGGUCCUGUGGACCGGUUGGACCAGCCGGCCAGUUGGUCCUGUGGACCGAUUGGACCAGCCGGCCAGUUGGUCCAAUGGACCGGUUGGACCAGCCGGCCAGUUGGUCCUGUGGACCGGUUGGACCAGCCGGCCAGCUGGUCCUAUGGACCGGUUGGACCAACCGGCCAGUUGGUCCUAUGGACCGGUUGGACCAACCGGCCAGUUGGUCCUCUGGACCAGUUGGACUAACCGGCCAAUUGGUCUUGUGGACCGGUUGGACUAUCCGGCCAGUUGGUCCUGUGGACCGGUUGGACCAGCCGGCCAGUUGGUCCUGUGGACCGGUUGGACCAACCGGCCAGUUGGUCCUGUGGACCGGUUGGACCAACCGGCCUGUUGGUCCUGUGGACCGGUUGGACCAACCGGCCUGUUGGUCCUGUGGACCGGUUGGACCAACCGGCCUGUUGGUCCUGUGGACCGGUUGGACCAACCGGCCUGUUGGUCCUGUGGACCGGUUGGAACAACCGGCUAGUUGGUCCUGUGGACCGGUUGGACCAACCGGCCAGUUGGUCCUGUGGACCGGUUGGACCAACCGGCCAGUUGGUCCUCUGGACCGAUUGGACUAA